This is a messenger RNA of Anopheles stephensi (Asian malaria mosquito), 1749 nucleotides long. RefSeq names its product D-beta-hydroxybutyrate dehydrogenase, mitochondrial-like. The coding region runs from base 441 to 1568 and encodes 375 amino acids. The transcript is spliced from 7 exons. The record is from RefSeq and is a predicted model, not a curated record. NCBI's taxonomy places the organism in Eukaryota, Metazoa, Arthropoda, Insecta, Diptera, Culicidae.
CACCUCUGCUCCCAUCUUGCUCCCAAGACACCUUUCUUUCCUCCUCGUUCGUCAGUUUCUAUUUCCAUCAGCCACCGCUUCAACCGCUGACAGGCCAUAACUCGUGAACUGUAUCGACAGCAUGCCUCCCAGCAUCCUCGCUUGUGGUCGCGCUGUUUCCAGUUUCCGUGGCAAAGUGCCGAAACAGUCGCACUUCCGCCGAAACUUUGUGUGCGUGCGUGUGAGUGCCGUGAACGGUUGUGAAUGGUGAACCGCUUUCAUUUUGAGCGCUCAAAGCGGGGUGAAAGAACAAACCUUUUUUCUUCGGACAAAAAAGUUUUAAUUGAGUGUCACAAGGGUGGUGAUGGUGUUUCUGUGCGUAGGUUUGUGUCGGAACGAGAAAAAGGCUUCUUUGAUAUUGCAGCAAUCGUGAGACUAGAAGGCGUAGCAGUCGUGCAAUCAUGCAACCCAACUUAACAAACAAGCGUUUGUCCAUCUGCGGAUGGAAAAAAAGCGGCAGCGAGAAAACGAAGCUGGUGCCGUGGGAUGUGAUCGAUCGGCUGGUGGUACCGAUUAUUUGCUGCCACGCUGCGGCAAUUCUCAUUUCCGGUGCACUGAAUCUGCUGCGAAUUUCCCAAGUGUCAGCGCUGGUCCUGUUCAUCCUGUUCACCAUCCUGACCGUCAGCGGUGUGUUCUUCUACCACAGCCUCACGAUUUCGCCCCUUGGAAAGGCGGUCCUCAUCACCGGCUGUGAGUCACCGCUGGCUCGCGCCCUUGCCAAGUAUCUGGAUGACCUUGGGUUCACCGUGUUUGCGGGCUUCAAGAAGCUGCAGGACAGUGACGAUGCGACCGCGCUGAAGGAAACCUCCUCUGGGCGCCUCAAAUUGCUCCAGCUAAGCGUGACCAGCGAGGUCGAGAUGCUGGAAGCUUCACUUUACAUCGCUCAACAUCUUCCCGCCGGUGAGUCGGGGCUGUGGGCGUUGGUGCACUGCGACCUCUGGAAUGCACUCGGCGAGCUGGAAUGGGUCCCAUUUCCCGUGCUGCGAAAAUCGUUCGACGUUAACGUGCUCGGUGCCUCACGCCUGACACAGAUCAUGUUGCCCCUGAUACGCAGCGGUAAGGGUAGAAUCGUAUUUCUGUCGUCGGCUCUCGCCCAUCUACCGUCGCCGGUGCGCGGUGUCCUGUGUGCAACGCAGGCCGCCAUCGAAGGAUUUGCCGUCUGUCUACGCAAGGAGCUGACGCCCCGUCAGGUUGGUGUGUCGAUUGUGUGCGCCAGCGAGCUGACGGCCGGGGACGCUUGGCUGGAUGAUAAGGAUAUGCGCGAUCAGGCCAAAUCAAUGUGGGCACUGCUAAGCGAGGAGCAGAAGAACACGUACGGUGAAGAUUACUUCGAGCAAGCGAUCCGUUCGCUGGAACCGUUUUGCUACGGGGAUGGCGAUUUUCAUGCAACUGUUCGCGCUUUGUCCGAUGCGAUUGUGCGCACAUUUCCGGUGUUUCGCUACACGCCACUGACGUGCAAGGAAAAGUUUCAGAUCAUCGCUGCCGAGUAUAUGCCGAGCUUGCUGUACGAGAUUCUGUUUAAAGCUUAACUGCCCACAGGGUGUAGAGAGCGUAGAGGUGUUUGUAUUCGUUUCGCUAGUCGAUUGAUGUUCUCAUCUGGGACAUGCUGUAGCUUUGCUAGCCGGAUAGUAAUCAAAGCUCUGUUAUAAAGAUUCUUGUGUUUGUUUAGUGACUAGUAAACAUGUAAAUGUAUAAAAUACCGAAAACCUA